UAUCCCAACACAGACAUACGGUCUCUCUCGUUUUCCUCUGCAUCCAAGUCCAAUAACAGGUCUUCGAUUGGCUCUGAGAAAGUUGGACUACAACUGGUUGAGAUAUCAGUGAGUUGGGGCAUGGCUGAGGAAACCCAUGUGGCAGAACCGGCAAAGGUUCCGAUGAAGAGGAAUAUAGGGAAGAAGAAGGGCUCUAAGGCUAGGAAAAAGCCCAAUAAAGCGAUGACGCUACAGGGCAUUCAACAGGGCAACAAGGCUAAGAAGAUUGACAGGAAAAUGAAGAAACUGUAUCGCAAGCGGGCACGAGAGUACAAUUCGGACGAGGAUGAUGAUGAUCAUCAUGUUGACAACAACCCUUUGCCCGUGAUCAAAGAUGAUGAAGAAGCAGAGGAGGUGGAUGUGGAUGUGAAUGUGGAUGUGGAUGUGGAUGUGGAUAAGGGGGUUUCUGAUGACGAAGAAAAUGGUGAAAUUCAACUCGGAAUUACGAAGUUUGCGGAGGGUUGUAGAGCAUUCAGGAUGGCAUUCAGCAAUAUUAUCAACAAGAGCGUGACUAACGAUUCACUCGGUCCAGUGUUGUCGGCGGACAGGAAGCUCAUUGCAGAGAAGCUUGCAGAAGAGGAGGCUGAACGGAAGGUCAAGGGGGAGGCCAAGAAAGAAAAACACUUGAUGGGAGAACAGGGGCAUGUGAAACCUGCUAAUUAUUUGGAUUCGCAUGAAAAGUUUCUAAUUGGCGUUGCUACAAAAGGAGUGGUCAAGUUGUUCAAUGCUGUCAACAAGGCACAAAAUGCUCAGAAAGGUUUAAAUCCCUCGAGGUCUAAAGAUGCAAAAGCAAUAAGGAAGCGGAGGAAAGAAACCUUCUUUUCAGAGUUGGGCAGGACAUCAAAGUCAGCAGCCAAUACUCCCACUGAGGGUCAUACAUCUACAGGCCAGGCGGAGGGAGAAGGGCCUGCCUGGGCUCCAUUGCGUGAUAAUUAUAUGUUAACAAAUUCUAAGUUGAAGGACUGGGAUAAGGUGCCGGAAACAACUGUAGCAGACGAUGUGGGAAGUAUGUCAGAAGAUGGUAGUUCUGAUGAUGAUUAAUGUUUUGGAACUCAGUAGGAAAACUUUCUAUUAGGUUGGGGAAACUGAAAUGUCGUUCUGUUGUUACUGCAGAGGAAGUUAUCUUUGUAAUGCAUUAUUUAUUUAUCAAUGCUCACACCAAAAUAUGUUUACA
Alnus glutinosa is the source of this 1213-nucleotide messenger RNA. RefSeq lists its product as uncharacterized. Gene Ontology annotation, biological process: maturation of 5.8S rRNA; maturation of LSU-rRNA. The coding region runs from base 121 to 1080 and encodes 319 amino acids. Gene Ontology annotation, cellular component: preribosome, large subunit precursor. Lineage: Eukaryota; Viridiplantae; Streptophyta; Magnoliopsida; Fagales; Betulaceae. The transcript has 9 exons. The record is from RefSeq and is a predicted model, not a curated record.